Messenger RNA from Cloeon dipterum, 15774 nucleotides. It is a transcript of the gene ft, whose product is annotated as cadherin-related tumor suppressor fat. The transcript is spliced from 16 exons. Bases 590 to 15565 code for a protein of 4991 amino acids. NCBI's taxonomy places the organism in Eukaryota, Metazoa, Arthropoda, Insecta, Ephemeroptera, Baetidae. The record is from RefSeq and is a predicted model, not a curated record. Gene Ontology annotation, molecular function: calcium ion binding. Gene Ontology annotation, cellular component: plasma membrane. Gene Ontology annotation, biological process: homophilic cell-cell adhesion.
UUGGCAUGCAGUAGAGACCGAGACUUGGCCAGGUGUGCACCUCUCGCGCCCGCCCGCCGAAAGCAGUGCGCAACUUUGUGGACUUGUGUUUCGAGUGGAGCGAGUGCUCGGACGGACGGGACACGUGUGGACGGGUGCUCAGUGGCCGAUAAAUCGGUCCGAGUGACGUGCGAACGCGUGCGGUGCGUAAUAUUCGCGAAAACAGUGCUCGAACGCACCUGUUGCAGGUGCAGGAGAUAGCAACGCGCGAGUUUGCGGAAUACGAAUUAAAAAGAUCUCUGGUCAGCCAUAUUGAAAUACCUGUAAAGGUAAGCUCACCUACCACUGGCAUCUUCAAGAGGAGCAGCAGCCGAGUGGCCGGCGACCAAAACAAUCGACAUCCAACUAUCUCCGUCAGCCGGAAUCGCACCGCAACAGAGACUGAGAAUUAAAAGGGGAGUUUCCCUUUAAGUGCUCACUUAACUGACUGACUAUUAAUUAAAAGCUAAAUAAAAACAAAUCGAAGCAACAGCCGUGCGAGUGCCGCAUAGUGAAGUGAAUGGCUCGCGGAGGCAGAUUUCUGGAGGCAGUAUGCGGAGGCAGUGAUUAAAUGGGCAGCACCAUGCUUCGCUGGUGGCUGGCCUUUUUGCUGCUGCUGGCGCCGGCCACUGCCGGACAGCCGGGCCCCGGCCCUGGGCGCAAACGUUCGCCCAUGACGCAGGUGUUAGCACCGUCUCUUGACGUCCAGCAGAUGCAGUCGCGAGCGGUGGACACGCGCGUCCAGCUCGAAAUUCAAGAGGGUGAGCCGCGUGGCACCGUCGUCGGCGCCAUUCCCACCAAACCUGGCUUCACCUACCGUUUUAAUGAAAAUCCGCGAGAAUUUUAUUUGAACGGCAGCACCGGAGAAAUUGUGACCAACGUCGUGCUGGACAGGGAAGCAUUGCGGUCGGACAGAUUCGACCUGGUGGUGCUGUCCAGUCAGCCGACGUAUCCGAUAGAGGUGCGAAUUUUGGUGCUCGACGUCAACGACAACGCACCUGAGUUCCCUGAACCCAGCAUUCACGUGACAUUCUCCGAGAGCGCCAGUCCGAGCACCAGACUGCUGCUAGACACCGCUAGCGACCGCGAUGCUGGGGUCAACGGAGUGUCCAAAGAGUACAGACUGGUUUCGGACGACGAGGAAGUCAACAACAAGUUCAAAUUAAUAGUCACGUCAAAUCCAAGCGGAGAAACGUCUUAUUUACACCUGGAGACUACCGGCAAGCUGGACAGGGAGACGCGGGCUUCCUACCAACUAAAUGUGUCUGCUCGGGAUGGCGGGACACCACCACGCUAUGGAUACUUGCAAGUCAAUGUGACUAUCGUGGACGUCAACGACAACCCACCGAUUUUCGAUCACAGUGAUUACAUCGUGUCACUUAAUGAAAGUGUCCCACCCGGAACAGCGGUGCUUCAAGUGAUGGCUACGGACAGCGAUGUUGGCGACAAUGCGCGAAUUACGUACUAUUUGGCCGAUGGAGAAACCCAGUUUGGCGUCGACACUGAAACCGGUGUAAUUUCCACAACUGAAACGUUAAACUGUCCCCAAAACUGUCGGCCCCAAGGACCGCCCAAUGGUGGUGGUUGUCCGAAAAGCUGUGUGUUUACUGUGUUUGCUAGAGACCAUGGUUCGCCACGCCAAGACGGCAGGACGUACGUGACAGUGAAUUUGUUAGACACCAACGACCAUGACCCCGUCAUAACGUUCCGCUACUUCCCAUCAACAGCAGUAUUUGCUACAGUCGACGAAAAUGCUAAAAAUAGCUCCGUCGUGGCCGCGGUGUCUGUAAUCGACCAAGAUGAGGGCUUGAAUGGCCAAACAGAGGUUGAAAUCAAGGCUGGAAACGAACUUGGACACUUUCAUUUGGACCACUCAUCCACUUUUGAUCUUGUCAGAGUGAACGGUGUUCUGGACAGAGAGCAAAUCAACAAGUACAAUUUGACGCUGGUGGCCACCGACAAAGGCAGCCCGCAACGCACUUCAGUAGCAUUUCUGAUCAUCUACGUCAACGACAUCAACGAUCACGAACCAGUGUUUGCCAAAACGGAAUACUCGGCGGUGCUCAGCGAAUUGGCGCCCGUGGGCACCUUUGUUGCCAGCAUUAUCGCUUCUGACGAAGACACAGGCGUGAAUUCAAACAUCUUUUACGCUUUUGACACCGGCAACGAACAUCGCUGGUUCAACAUUGACAGAGACUCCGGUUUGGUGACCACGCGGGCGGCGUUGGACAGAGAAAUUCAGGGCACCAUCGAGCUAAAAGUUUCAGCGCGUGACGGCGGUCCAAAUCCAAAAUGGGCUUACACAAGAUUGCGCGUCACUAUCCUGGACGAGAACGACAAGCGACCGCAAUUCAGUGUGGAAAAAUUAAAUGCGAGUUUGUCCGAAAGUGCACCGCCGCAGACAUUGAUUGCCAUGUUGAGUGCCACUGACCAGGACCAAGGCACUAAUGGCAGCGUCACUUACAGCCUUCACUUGAAUGUGCGGCAGGAAUAUCCAGGUGUGUUUUCACUGGACAGCACGACCGGUCAGUUGACUACGCGGACAAAGCUAGACAGAGAAAAAAUUGCAAAGUAUGAAAUUUCAGUCAUUGCAAAAGAUAAAGGCGUGCCACCGCAAUCUUCAACGGCCACGGUAUACCUCACUGUCGAAGAUGUCAACGACAACAGCCCUGAAUUUUAUCCCCAAAAAUAUUUUAUACCGGUGCCAGAGGAUACAAAAGGUGACUCUUCAAUUUUAAGUGUGACCGCUACUGACCAGGACGAAGGACAAAAUGCGCAAAUCGAGUACAGUAUUGUGGACGGUGGAGAUGGUCUCUUCAAGCUCGAUCGAGCUACUGGAGUGUUAUCCCUGACGGCGCCGUUAUCAACGUCACACAAACCACUCCAUCGAAUCAGAAUAUCCGCCAAAGACAAAGGUGACCGGAAGGCCGUGGAUGAUGCAGUGGUCGAAAUAAUCAAAGCCUCACAUCUUGAAGAAUUAAAAUUCGAAUCACCGAUCGGCUAUCAUUUUGAAAUUCGCGAAGAUCAUGACAAAAAGGAGGCCUCGGUUGGACGAGAAGUUGGAAGAGUGCGCGUAGCCAGUGAAUCCAGAGACAUAAAAUACCACAUCAUGUUUGGUGACCCGAAGAAGGCUUUUCAAAUCGAUGAGCGCACUGGUGUGAUCUCCACCGCCAAUCGAGUUGACCGUGAAACGGCCGCCUCCUAUCGCCUCACGUGCGUGGCCCGUGCUGGCCCUGCUCUCAUGGGACGCACAGAAGUCAACGUAACCAUCCUGGAUGAAAAUGACAAUGCACCACAGUUUCCUCGCGAAAAAGAAGAGGUGAAGCUGCGGGAAAAUGCACCUGCUGGUCAUGAAGUGUACCUGGCGCGUGCUGUUGACAGGGAUGCUGGUCCCAACAGUAGAGUCAGUUACAGUUUGACGAGCAACCCUGGAGAACAGUUCCGCAUUGCCGAGGCAACUGGAGUAAUUUAUCUCAACAAACCGGUCACCGCAGAACCAGGCACAGUCAUCAAUCUCGAAGUCACUGCGAGUGAUUCUGGAGAGCCAUCGUUGAAUUCUCGUCACUCGCUUUUGAUCACCAUUGAGGACGUGAAUGACCACACUCCUGUCUUUGACCACACGUCAUAUGAAACAUCAAUUUUGGAAUCGGCUCCAGUCAACGACAGAUUUUUCGCAUUGGCAGCUUCAGAUGCCGAUCUAGGUGCGAAUGGAAGGCUUAACUACGAAAUUACAGAAGGCAACAGUGAAAAUAAGUUUGGGGUGUUCCCUGACGGGUAUUUGUAUGUGAAGAGCCCUCUCGACAGGGAAACCAGAGACUACUACUCGCUGGUAGUGACAGCUCGAGACGAAGGUGAACCCCCACGCAGCUCACAGGUGCCUGUAGUGAUUCACGUAAUCGAUGAAAAUGACAACAAGCCUGAGUUCACGAACAGUUCAUUCAAUUUUUAUGUCCGUGAAAACCAGCCACCAGACACGUUCGUUGGAAAACUGACCGCCACAGAUCUGGACAUAGGCCGCAACGCUGAACUCACAUUCUCACUGAUUGGUGCGCAACCGGGCGAUUUUGUCGUUGAUCCCAAGAACGGUUUCCUCAAAACUCUGCGCCAAUUUGACCGUGAAGAACUAGUCAAAGUGACCGGUCAGAGCCACAUCGUUCUCGAGGCCAUCGUUACGGACAAUGGAGUCAGCAAGCUGAAGGACAAAGUCAAGCUGAACAUUUUUAUCACCGAUGUCAAUGACAACGUGCCAAAGUUUCUGCGCACACCAUACAAAGUGCAAAUAUCUGAAGCCUCACCAGUAAACUCACAAGUUCUUCGUGUGUACACCGUGGAUGCAGACGAAGGCUUGAACGGGGACGUGUUUUACGCCAUCACCGGAGGCGAUGAAGAGCGCUGUUUUGCCAUGGACGAAGCUACGGGCCAAAUUUCAGUUGCAAGAAUGUUGGAUCGUGAGAGACAAGCCCGCUACGAGCUGCAGGUUUCUGCUUACGACGCUGGCGAAGGCGUCACCCUUAGUGCCACUACCACCAUUCGUGUCGACGUUUUAGACGAAAAUGACAACGCGCCGGAGUUCACGCAGAGUGAAGCUCGCAUCGCAAUUGCUGAGACAACGACCGUCAACUCAAAACUGGUACAGUUUCGCGCGAUAGACGCCGAUCUGGGUGUCAACAGCGAGGUCACCUUCUCUGUAGCUGCAGGCAACCGGCGGGACACGUUCCACGUUGACCCAAGCAGUGGUGUCCUCUACUUACACCGUCCACUUGACUACGAGGAGAUCAAUAUGUACAACCUGAACAUCACCGCCUCAGACGGAGGUAACCCACGCCUCUCGACCACAGUUCCAUUCAUCGUUCGCGUUCUGGAUGCCAACGACAACCCACCGGUGUUCCCCAGCACAGCUAUUGUUCGCCAAAUCCAGGAAGGCAUUCGCGUGAAAACUCCAAUCGUGACUGUGAGUGCCGACGAUCCAGAUUCGGGUGCCAAUGGCCAGGUGCGUUACUCGAUAGCGCAACAGGAUCCACCUGGAGACCAUUUUGGUAUCGACCCAAGCGUUGGUGUCAUCCACACCCUUCGUGCCAUCGACCGAGAAGCCGUGGACACAUUCCGCCUCACCGUUGUUGCCACGGACAGUGCUCAAGCGCCAGAAAUGCGCCUGUCAGCCGAGAAACUGGUCACCGUCAUUGUGGAGGACGUCAACGACAACGCUCCCAUGUUCGUCUCUAUGAGUGCCGCCCUGCUACCGACGAAUCCAGUGAGGGACGCAUUGGUGACCAACGUUGCGGCCAACGACCUUGACUCGAGCACAAACGGCCUUGUUACGUACGAGUUGGUCUCUGGAAACACUGACCUUUUCCGUUUGCACCGGAAAACCGGCGCCCUGCAACUGAAGAGAUCGAUUUCAGAACCUGAGGCGCGCUACCAGCUUACAGUGAAGGCGACGGACGAGGCUGUCCAAUCGGAACGGAAGUCCACCGACGCGUACCUCACCAUCAUCGCGGCUGGGGAGGAUGGAGGCCCAACCUUUUUGGGCGAGCCUUACACGGGUAGCGUCUACGAAAAUGAAUCUAUCGGCACGAGCAUGCUGAGUGUGAAGGCGCGCCACUCAUCUAAUUCACUCGCCGAAAUUGAGUACUACGUGACAAAUGUGACUAGUCUGAACGGCCGACAGGCCGACCGACUGUUCGACGUCGACCCCAAGAUGGGCACAAUCACCAACGCGGCCGUGCUGGACCGCGAGGGUGGCAGUGAUGUGUACGAAGUCACCGUGUAUGCAGUCGUCGUAGGCACCGCUACUCCACAAACCUCCUCAACAAAGGUCAAAAUCAGUGUUUUGGACAAGAAUGACAGCCCACCGGUGUUCAAGGACAUGCCCAGCUCGCUGUCGGUGUCUGAGGAGCUGGCCGUGGGUCAGACCGUGACCACCAUCCGGGCCGUUGACCCCGACACCCUGGGUCAGCUGACCUACUCGCUGGUGUCUGGCGACGACACGAAGCGCUUCCAACUCGACUCGGUGACCGGAGAACUGCGACUCAGGGAGCCGCUCGACAGGGAGACCACCGACACCUACAAGGUCAAGGUGCGCGCCAGCGACGGCCUCCAGUUCCAGGAAACCACCCUUGCCAUCAAGGUGACGGACACGAACGAUAAUCCUCCCGUGUUUUCGGAGAGCGCCUACUCGUUCGACGUGUCGGAAAACGCGGCGCGCGGCACCCGCGUGGGCGAGGUGUCCGCCUCCGACCUGGACGAGGGCACCAACGGCCAGGUGACCUACACGGUCAUCUCGGACUGGGCCAAUGACGUCUUCUCGCUCAACCCCCAGAGCGGCGUGUUCACCCUGACGUCGCGGCUUGACUACGAAGAGGUCCAGCACUACAUCUUCGUGGUGCAGGCGCAAGACACGGGCCGGCCUAGCCUGUCGUCCACGGUUACUGUCUACUUCAACAUCGUCGACUUGAACGACAACGCGCCGCUCUUCGACCCGAUGAGUUACAGCAACGAAAUCUUCGAGAACGUCACCAUCGGCAGCAGAGUUGUCAAAGUCAGCGCCACCGAUCUAGAUUCUGGCGACAAUGGACGUUUGGAGUACUCGAUUUCGUCCGGCGACGAGGACAAUGACUUCGACAUCUCCGAGAAUGGCACCGUCGUGACCGCAAGGGCACUGGACAGGGAGCAGAAGGCCCUCUACAGCCUGGUGGUCACGGCCAUUGACCAGGCGGCGCCACCGCAGCAGAGACUUUCGUCCACUGUGCAGGUGACGAUCGUUUUGAAAGACGUGAACGACAUGGCUCCCGAGUUUGUGUCACCAAACGAGACCUCUGUGCCGGAGAAUUUGCCUGUGAACACCGUGGUGAUGGCAGUCAAGGCAACCGACAAGGACGAAGGACGCAACAGCUACGUCGAGUACUCGCUUUCGGGCGAGGGUGCAAGCAGUGUUUUCACUCUUGGUCCGGUGGAUGGUCUUCUUAGGGUUUCUGGACGCCUGGACCGGGAGCUAAAGGCUAAUUACACCUUACAGGUGACCGCCAAAGACCGCGGCGAGCCGACGCGUUCCACCACAUCGACACUUGUGUUGCACGUGUUGGACGAAAACGACAACAGCCCCGUCUUCGACCCGAAGCAGUACAGUGCUUCAGUGCCUGAGAACGCGUCCAUCGGCGCCAGCGUGCUGCGCAUUUCUGCCACUGACGUGGACGCCGGGCUGAACGGCCGCGUGCGCUACGUGAUCGCGGCCGGCGACCGCAACCGCGACUUCAGCAUCAGUGAGGACACGGGCGUGAUCCGCGUGGCCAAGAACCUAAACUUUGAGCGCAAGAGCCAAUACUCGCUGACCGUGCAGGCCGAAGACUGCGGCAGCGCCGAUGUGCGCUACGACUCAGCGCUGCUCACCAUCAGUGUCACCGACAUCAACGACAAUCCGCCGACGUUCCUCGACUCGCCGUACCUCGCGUACGUCGUGGAGAACACCAAGUUGCUGCCCGCGUCUGUCAUCACGGUGCGCGCAUUCGACGCGGACACGCCGCCCUACAGCCAAGUGCGCUACUUCAUCAAGGAGGGUGAUUCGGAGCUCUUCAAAGUCAACGCGUCCACCGGCGAGAUCACGCUACACCGGGCAUUGGACCGCGAGCGUCAGGCGGAAUACAUACUCACCCUGGUCGCCAUGGACACCGGUACUCCCCCACUGACAGGGACAGGCACCGUCAGGGUCAUCGUGCAGGACAUGAAUGACCACAGUCCCGAGUUUGAGAGGCAGUCCUAUUCUUCCGAAGUGGCCGAGAAUGCCAUUGCUGGUAUCGAAGUCCUCUGGCCGUCUGCGUCUGACAAGGACGCGGGACUCAACGCCCUGCUUAGGUUUUCGUUACUAGGCGAUCUGUCUGAGAGAUUCGUCGUCGACCCAAUCACUGGACGCAUCACCACCGCCGUCCAGCUGGACAGGGAAGAGUACAGUGUCUACCACUUGACUCUGGUCGCAAGGGACUCAUCGGUCACAGACCCCAAGGCUGCUGCAGCCCACGUAAUCAUCAGGGUGAAAGACGAAAAUGACAACUCGCCAAAGUUCGCUCAAUCUAAAUACGCUGUCCACGUUCAAGACACAACUGGUCCAGGCAAUUUCGUAUUUGGGGCCCGAGCCACAGAUGACGAUGAAGGCUCCAACAGCCGCAUCACUUACUCUCUUGCCGGCGAUGACGCCUCACUGUUUGCGCUGGACGCCAACACGGGCGUGCUCACCGCGGCCAAGGAACUUAGAGCAGCCGCAGCCAACAUCAACAACGCGCUGUUCCACGUGGAAAUUUUGGCCACCGAUGGAGGCCAGCCAUCGAAAUCGGCAUCGGCCAGUUUGGACGUACAUUUGGUUGCCGCCAACCUAUUCCCCAAAAUUACCUCGCAGAAAACGCAGUUCUCUUUGCCCGAGGACGCCGAGGAGCAAGUGAUCACUAAGGUGCGCGCCAGUUCGCCAAAAAGCGGAGCUGCAGGUGUCGUCAGGUUCUCCAUCGCCGGUGGGGACGUGGGCAGUGCCCUGAAAAUGGACUCUGCUUCAGGAGAGGUGAUCGUGAGCCGGGGCUUGGAUUACGAAACGGCGCCGCAGUACGAGGUGUGGGUCGAGGCUCGUGACUCUGACAGCCCGCCGCUGCGUUCAGUGACGCAGCUGUUGAUCAACCUGACCGAUGCCAACGAUAACGCUCCAGUUCUUGAGCACCAGGUGUACAAUGCCACAAUUCUGGAGGAAGAGAUGGCACCGCAGAAGGUGCUGCGCGUGAAAGCCACAGACGCCGACUCUGGAGACAACGGAAAGGUCCUCUACAGGUUGAAGCCAACAACUGACGUGGACCGAGCUUUCACCAUGGACGCCGAGACUGGAGAAAUCUUCACCAAUGUGAGGCUGGACCGAGAAUCGGUGUCUUCGUACGCGCUUGUUGUCGAGGCUAUCGACCGUGGCCGACCCCAGUUGACUGGAAGCGCCACCGUUUUGGUGCAGGUCCGAGACAAGAACGAUAAUCCACCGCGAUUCACUCGCCUCUUCAGCGUCAACGUGACCGAGAACGCUGAGGUAGGUGUUUUCGUCAUCCAGGUUACCAGCUCGGACUUGGACGUCGGGGCCAACGCAAACGCAACCUACAGCUUCUCUGCGAAUCCUGGCAAGAAGUUCAAGAUUGAUCCUCUGUCUGGAAACGUAACAGUCGCAGGCCCACUGGACCGCGAGACUCAGGAUGAAUAUUUGCUCAAGGUGGCAGCCUUUGAUGGCUCUUGGCGCGCCGAAACGCCCCUGACGAUCACCAUUCAGGACCAGAACGACAACGCACCGGAGUUUGAACACGAUUAUUACAAUUUCAACUUCCCUGAGCUGCAGAGUAGCAUGACUUUCGUCGGCCAAGUGUCUGCCACCGAUCGGGACAAACAGGGACCAAACUCUGUUAUCUCGUACUCUCUAAAGAGACCAUCAGACUCUUUCAACGUGGAUCCAGCCAGUGGAGAAAUUUUCUCCAAACGUACUGCUCGCUACAGACACGCAACUCCCUCGGCCACCAGGGCGAAAAUGGAACCUUCGCCGGAGAACCAACACCAGCUGGUCGUGAUUGCCACUGACAACGGAAAACCUCCCAUGUCUUCGGAAUGCCUGGUCACCAUCAAUGUGGUGGAUGCCAACAACAACGCCCCCAAGUUCAAAUCCAGUGACGUCUUCUCGCCAGUUCCAGAGGUGGCCGCUGUCGGACAGCAGAUCGUCCAAGUCGAAGCAAAGGAUGACCUCGAUUUUGGCGUAAAUGCGGAAGUUGAGUAUCUGAAAAUGGGAGGAAACGGCUCUGAGUACUUUGAGCUUGACCCUAACACAGGGUGGGUGACGGUCGCCAAACCACUGACCGGACACCGUCUUCGUCAGUACGCUUUGGAAAUCAGAGCGGUCGAUCAUGGAUCGCCGCCUCAACACGCUGACGCUCGACUCACCCUGAUCAUCACCGGUGACAACAGGCACAGCCCGGUCUUUACCACUCUCAGCUAUCAAGUCAUUGUUCCUGAAAACGAGCAGAUCGGCUCCAACAUACUCUCAAUCACCGCCACAGAUAGCGACGAUGGACCAAACGGGCAGGUGCGAUACAACAUCAGCGCCGGCAACGAGAAUGGUGACUUUGAAAUCCACCCAGUCUCCGGCGCCAUCACCAUCAAGCACCAUCUCGAUUUUGACACCGUGAAGUUCUACAAAUUGAACAUUUCUGCUUCCGACAUGGCGUUUCAGCCGCGAACCGCGACUGCCCAUUUGCUGGUCAUGCUAAGCGACGUCAACGACAACGCUCCGCAGUUCAAUCAAAGCGUAUACCAAGCGCACGUCAGGGAAAACUUGCCGGUGGGCACGUUCGUAUUUACAGCCAAUGCCACGGAUGCUGAUUCACCAAAUAAUGCAGCCAUUCAAUACUCGAUUGUCGGCGGAAGCGGCCGCGAGGUAUUCUCCAUCGACUCUAAAACCGGCAAAAUCGUCACCAGGGCUGUGUUUGACUUCGAGGAGCAGAGCUCAUUUGUACUAGAAAUUUUGGCUUCCAAUCCUAGCUCACCACAGUAUGGCUCUUGCAAAAUUGAGAUCCAUAUCACUGGCGAAAACGAGUUCUUUCCCAAGUUUGUGCAGCCUGUGUUCCAAUUCACCGUUUCCGAGUCUGCCGGCAUCGGAACCAGCAUUGGGGCCAUUCAAGCCACGGACCAAGACGCUGGACAGGAUGGCAACGUUUAUUACCUUUUGGUUGGCUCCAGCAACGACCGCGGCUUCAGCAUCGGUCCCAGCACGGGCGUCCUCACAAUCUCGCGACGUCUGGACCGAGAAACGCAAAACCGAGUUGUGCUCACAGUCCUCGCCAAGAACGCAGGCAGCAUCCGUGGCAACGACACUGACGAAGCGCAGGUUGUCGUGACCAUCCAAGACGGCAACGACCCGCCUGAGUUCACUCGGCCCGAGUACGAAGUUCGUAUCGCUGAAGACGCGCUCGCGGGCACAAGUGUCAUCGGCGUCACCGCGGUUGACAAGGACGUGCGUCCGCAGAACAACCAGUUCAGCUACUCCAUCAUCGGAGGCAAUGUCGGCCAAGCCUUCAAGGUUGACCCUCACUCGGGCAUAAUCGAAACCUCCGCGCAGCUCGACAGAGAGCGUCUGCCGGAAUAUUCGUUGGUGAUCGGUGCCAUCGACACAGGCACUCCACCUCAAACUGGAACCACCCUGGUGCGCAUCAUGCUCGACGACGUCAAUGACAACGGCCCGAUGUUGAACCCUCCGGAUGUCGUUGGUUACAUCAUGGAGAACGAGCCGGCCGGCACGAGCGUGGUGGUCCUGGGAGCAAACGACGCCGAUCUGUCACCAAACGGUGCGCCGUUCAAGUUUCGCAUUGUCGGCGGAGAGCACCGCGACAUGCUCACCAUCGACACCAACUCGGGUCUCAUUAAAACGACCACCAGCAUUGAUCGCGAGGGCACUCCAGAACUGCAUUUCACCGUUGAGGUUUCGGACAGUGGCAAGCCACCAAUGAGAGCGCAGCACCAAGUCACCGCAGUGGUGCUCGACAAAAAUGACAGCCCCUCGACGCCCAGGACAGUUCACGUUUUGGUGCACGCCUUCAGCGGUCGUUAUCCCAGCGGAAAAGUAGCUGACGUGCGUCCCAACGACCCGGACAACACUGGACGAUAUUCUUGCAGACUGGUUGGCACUCACCGUGGCGCAUCCAUAAUGCCAGGUGGAUGUGACCUGACGGUUAACAAACCUCAAGGAAGCGGAGGGUUGGCACUGAGCGUGUCUGGAAACGACGGCCAGCACCCUGACGUCGUGAGCACUGUCACAGUCGAGUUCAUCGCUUUUGAUAACUCCAGCGUAGAAAACAGCUUAACAAUGCGCCUGGAAAACACCACUGCCUCGCGCUUCUUGGCGCUCCACUAUCGCGCUCUUUUGGAUGCCUUGAAAGACAGGGGAGACACACCCUUGCUCUUUGGUCUGCACGAGGCUGAUAACGGACUGGAAAUUCAAUUGGCCAUCAAGACCGCCACCAACAAGUACAGGUCACCGAGCCAGGUGUCUGAAACCCUGACAAAGAAGAGGGACGUACUCCAGCAGAUCCUGCAAGCGCCUUCAAUGGCUGUCAACUAUUCGCCGUGCCAAAAUUCCGUCUGUGAGAAUGGAGGAUCCUGUUCUGCGUCAGUGAAGGUUGCAGCAGAAAGUCAAAUAACAGACAGCCCCAGCCUAAUUUUCACUGCACCAAAGGUGGCGCAUGAUUUUACCUGCCGCUGCAAAGAGGGUUUUACCGGGAAACGGUGCGAGCGUCGUCAAGACCCUUGUUCGCCAAAUCCAUGUCAAUCGGGCGGCACGUGCAGACGACCGUCACCACCGUCCACUGCCGAAUUCCAAUGUGUCUGCCCGCCUCUGCACGAGGGCCGUCUCUGCGAGCUGGAACGCAGCAACGUGUGUGCCGGCAGUCCGUGCCGUAACGGCGGCUCCUGCCGCGAGAGCCCCGACGGCGCCUCCUUCUUCUGCCUGUGCAGACCAGGCUACCGCGGCAAUCACUGUGAAUUGGUGUCCGACUCGUGCAGACCCAACCCCUGCAUGAACGGUGGUCAGUGCAUUCCGCUGAAGCCGGGCUACCGCUGCCAGUGCCCUGACACGCACCAUGGACACCACUGUGAACGCAGCUCCUUUGGUUUCAACGCACUCUCGUACAUGGCCUUCCCGACCCUGGAUGCGGCCACCAACGACAUCACCAUGAUUUUUGCCACAGCCAAGCGCGACGCCCUUCUCGUUUACAAUUACGGUGCUCAGACAGGAGGUCGAUCGGACUUUGUGGCCUUGCAGAUUGUCAACGGAACGGUCACGUUUUCUUACGGCGGCGCCAGAACAGCGGUGACCACUAUUUCCACCGGAGGAACAGUUUCCGACGGCAACUGGUACAAAGUAACGGCGACAAGAAACGGUCGUGUCGUGUCCCUGGCUGUGGCCUCAUGCUCAGAGCACGGAGAAAGUUGCAACGAGUGUAAACCUGGCGACACUACUUGCUACGCUGACGACGUUGGCCCUGCAGGAACGCUCAACUUUAAUGGCCACCCAAUGUUGCUGGGCGGCCUAGGCAGCGCCGAACCACUUCUCGAAAGACUGGGUCAGUUACAUUCUGACGACUUUGUGGGCUGCGUGCACAGCAUGGCAGUGAACGGCCGCCAACUCAACCUGAGCAACCCCCUCAGCUCCAGCGGCGUGGACAAGACUUGUUCGCGCUCCAGGGGCUCUUGCGGCGUGCCCGACAGAGACCCUUGCGGCGGCUUGGGCGUGUGCCUGGCGCGCUGGCCCAGUCCUGCCAUGUGCCGCUGCCCUGGUGGCCUUCUGGCACCCAACUGUGAUGCCGCCCUCGCUUCGGUCCACUUGUACGAGGGCGCCUUCCUUGAAGCCAACGUCUCUGAACAACACAGACGCAUGCACUUGCUGGAAUCGCUUUACCAGGGCGGAACGGCGUGGAGGUGGCAGGAGGAAUUGCCGGCCGCUUCUGGUAGCAUCCCCAAGAGGAUAUCGAUUUCGUUCAGAACAGUGCGAAGCAAUGGGACACUGCUCAUCUCUGCAACCAACAACGACUUCACGCUCUUAGAGAUUCGUGGAGGCCACUUGCGAUACAUGUCACGAGUCGGUGCAAGUACUACUGUAAACAUGUCUGUGAACAGUGCUGAUGUCAGUGAUGGAAACUGGCACCGAGUUUCGUUACUCUCUCAGGGACGUGGCCUACGCCUUCUCUUAGAUGGUGUCCGCGUUGGAGAUGAGCUGGACAGUGCGGGAGUGCACGAUUUCCUCGACCCCUACCUCACAUCAAUAGCUAUCGGUGGAUCUAGAAGCUUUGAUACCACUCCAAAUUUUGAAGGAUGUCUUGCCAAUUUUACUAUCAAUGAUGAAGUUCAGCCACUGAAUGGCACCGGCAGCAUUUUCAACGAUAUUGAGUCUUUUGGCAAAGUGCACGCUGGAUGCUCUGGUCCUAUUGUCGGGGCAGCGGCUGCCCCCACCCCGCUGAGUAUUGGUGUCACCCUGGUGAUCGUAUUCUUCAUCAUCCUGAUCGUUGCCAUCCUGGUCAGUUUCGCCGUGUUCCGCCUUCGUCGGCAGAGCAAAGAAAACCCCAAGCAGAACGGAGGGGGCUUGCUGGGUGGUGGGCCUGGAAGUGCUACUAGUUUAGGGGUCGUCGGCCCCGGAGUCAGUGGUGACACGUCCUUCCUGGACGGUGACGUCUCCACUGAAGCUCUCAGGAGCCACCUGGCGCAAGAGUUGGUGUCGAAAAAAUACAAAGAGCGAGAGGUAGCAGACCGACCGCACCCACGACCCGACAUCAUCGAGCGGGAAGUGUCCAAGUCACCUCGCCCUCUGAUGGACGACCAACCCGACCCGUCGGGCAACGACAAUGAUAUGCCGGAGCACUACGACCUGGAGAACGCGAGCUCGAUCGCGCCGUCCGACAUCGACGUAGUGUAUCACUACAAGGGCUUCCGGGACGGCAACGUCCGCAAGUACAAAACGAAUCCACACCUGCCGCCGGCCAGCUUCCACCACAAGCAUGGCCACCGCCACUCGCCGCACAGCUUCGCGCCUCCUCAGUCGGGGCCGUCGCCGGCGCCGCCACCCCCGCACCGCGACAGCCCGCGGGGCAACCACCUGCUGCGGCAGAGCCCAAUCAGCCCAGUGGCGCGGGACUCGCCGAGCGUCAUCAAAAUGCAGAGCACACCGCUGGCGAGGCUCAGUCCAAGCAGCGAGCUGUCGCAGCAGGCGCCGCGCAUCCUCACCUUGCACGACAUCAGCGGCAAGCCUCUGCAGAGCGCCCUGCUGGCCACCACGCAGAGUGCCAAAGACGUGCUCAGCAACAGCGAGCGCAGCCUCAACUCGCAGAGCUCGGGCUCGCUGCACGCGUCGUCGCAAGGCACGAAAAAACGGACCGCCGACGCCGCCAAAGGGCUGACGGCCGAAGAGAUCGAAAGACUUAACUCGCGUCCGCGCACCUCCAGUCUGGUCAGCACCCUGGACGCCGUGUCCAGUUCGAGCGAGGCGCCCAGACGGUCGCGGCUGCCCAUCCGGCGCACGCCGGACCAGCUGGCCGGCCUGAUGGAGUCGGCCAACGACGCGCACGACAACAGUUCCACCACCGACGAGAGCGGCAACGACUCGUUCACCUGCUCCGAGUUUGAGUUCGACAACGCGGGUGCGGGGUUUGAGAAGCGAGAUGUGAUGUUUACAAAGUUGCCUGAGGAGGACGAGGAGAGCGCCCGCACUCCAGACCCGACGCCCUCGGCACCAAACGCCAACAACAAGCCGUUUGACGCGGCCUACAACUCGUUCCGCGGCUCGCUCAGCACAUUGGUGCCCUCUGACGACGACCUGGGACCCCAUUACCGGUCCAGCCUGGGCUGGGAAUACUUCCUCAACUGGGGGCCCAACUACCAGAAUCUCAUAGGCGUGUUCACGGACAUCGCCGAGCUGCCCGACGGGACAGUGGGCGGCGUUGGCGGCCGCUCAACCGCACUCAGACUGCCCGCCUCACCGUCCAAGCCGUCUGAGGAGUACGUGUAAAUUUCGUUGUUGAUAUUAGGAUGGACCCUCGAGUGGGACGCAAGAGUAUAUUUAUGAAAUUCCGCGAAUGUUGUUCUACCCGUGCCAAACGUGUCAUGAAAAAUGUGUAUGAUUCUGUUUUUAUAUAUUGCCACUGAUUGUGCACCUGAAAUUGUGAAUGGAGAGGUUAUCUGAUGGAGCGUUUGUAGAAUAAAAUGAAAUUAAAAAUA